This is a messenger RNA of Opisthorchis viverrini, 1346 nucleotides long. RefSeq lists its product as hypothetical. The record is from RefSeq and is a predicted model, not a curated record. The coding region runs from base 1 to 1302 and encodes 433 amino acids. Lineage: Eukaryota; Metazoa; Platyhelminthes; Trematoda; Opisthorchiida; Opisthorchiidae. The transcript is spliced from 7 exons. Gene Ontology annotation, cellular component: mediator complex; nucleus. Gene Ontology annotation, molecular function: ATP binding; RNA polymerase II CTD heptapeptide repeat kinase activity; cyclin-dependent protein serine/threonine kinase activity. Gene Ontology annotation, biological process: protein phosphorylation.
AUGGAAGACCCACUAUCAGCCUCUAAUGCCUGUGGUGUCGAAGUGCCCCGGGGACGUCUGCCCAGAGGUAUCGAGAACGCAGACGACAUAGCCCUUCUUGGAUCUGACCCCGUGAUAAUGCGAACAAAACCAGCCAAUAUUCUUGUCAUGGGGGAAGGUUCCGAACGAGGCCGAGUUAAAAUCGCUGACCUGGGUUUCGCACGUCUCUUCUACCAGCCGCUGAAACCGUUGGCAGAUUUGGACCCAGUGGUAGUGACAUUUUGGUAUCGUGCUCCUGAGCUGCUUCUGGGGGCUCGACAUUAUACUAAAGCAAUUGACAUUUGGGCCAUUGGUUGCAUUUUCGCUGAGCUAUUGACAUAUGAGCCGAUUUUUCACUGCCGACAAGAAGAUAUUAAGACAAGUACUCCAUAUCACAAGGAGCAACUGGAACGCAUCUUCCGGGUUAUGGGUUUCCCUCCUGAUGACGCCUGGGUCGACAUGAAAAAAAUGCCGGAAUAUUCUCAACUGAUGAGAGAUUCAAUCAAUAAGAAAACGUACGGAAAGUAUGCUCUGGAAGGUUAUCUGGAUGAAAAGAAAUUCAAAGUAGAAGAGCGCGAAUUGGCUUUGCUUCGUCGUUUGCUAACAAUGGAUCCAGUUCGGCGUUUGUCAGCUGCUGAAGCCAUGGAAGACCAGUACUUCAGAGAAGGAGCCCCUCCUAAUGAAGAUGUGUUUGGCAACCUCCCAAUCCCUUACCCGAAACGUGAGUUCAUUUCGGAUGACGAUGCCGAUGAUAAACAAACUGGGGCGGGCGGUGCCGCAGACAAGAACCCAGGACAACAGACAACCCAGCCGGGACAGCGUCAGGGGGGCGCACAGCAUACUGGAUUGCACCAUUCCGCGUUGCACGCAUCGCAGCAACGGAGCAGCAGCGGUCCACCUCCUGCACAACAGCAACAGCAGGUACCUCCGACCCAACAACAACAACAGACACAUCAUCUCCAAAGCAGUCAGGCCCAUGGCGGCUCUUCCAGUAGUCAUCUGCGACAAAUACCGCAUAUGCAGGCCGAUGAAGCACCUGCUUCCAAGCGCAUGCGCAUGGGGCCUGCUCCAACUGGCGAAACUUCCAAACCUGGUGGUGCUAGUGGCAAUUCCGACGUAUCUGCAAGUUCGAUGGCAGGCAAGAUGCAUUCGGAGCCUCACCCUCAACACCUGCAAUCCACCAUGGGGAAUUAUCCUCAUCAGUCUCAGCAGCAACAAUCGUUACGUGGAUUCCAGCCGAGCCACGUUGCACAUUCAGGGUCGAACUACAAUCGUUACCACUAAGAUCACCUUGUACAUCUUGUAUCUCAAAAUAAAGCACGCUUCUC